AUGCCCCCUCGUAGAAUUCAACCACGACGAGGCCAAACUCUUGACGAAAACCUGGGCCCAAACCAGCAAUUACAACAAGAAUCUUGUAGCACUCCAAAUACCGAAGACGAAGAGAUGGAAUCCAAUCAACCCGACCCUCUUGCUUCCCCACCUCCCGGUCUAUCUAGACAAGACAUUAUGAUGAAUAGUAUUCGGGAAAUGCUGGAACCAAGAACGCGCAGCAGAAGCCGCCAUCGCACACGAGUGACAGUUGGACGAGCCACGGAGUCGAACCCAUCGGAACCACAUCUACAGCAAAGAGACGCCUCCGAAAAUCCUGCAGGAAUUUUUCCUUCUGUUGAGAUACGUGAUGGCUCCGUAGCCUCCCUAGCUAGCAAAACUAGGUUGAGUGCUAGGGUGAAAGACCCGGAAACCUUGGAUGACGGAGUUAACCCCUCAUUCGAAGUAUGGACAUUGCUUGUUGAAGGUUAA
Messenger RNA from Botrytis deweyae, 471 nucleotides. RefSeq lists its product as uncharacterized. Bases 1 to 471 code for a protein of 156 amino acids. NCBI's taxonomy places the organism in Eukaryota, Fungi, Ascomycota, Leotiomycetes, Helotiales, Sclerotiniaceae. The record is from RefSeq and is a predicted model, not a curated record. The transcript has a single exon.